AUGGCCCCGAGGACGAAAGGAAGAGGCCAGGGAAAGGUUAUUGAAGAAUCUACGGGAAUGCCAUCUGCGGAGGAAACACAGGAUGAAAGCUCAUUUUCGCAACUUGCCGCAAAGCAUUGGUUGAAACCUUCGAAGAAAGCCACGAAAGUUAAGGUCAAGCCUGACGUUAUCAAGAAAGAAAUAUGGGAUGUUUUAGAGCAGGAAGAUUUUUCUUACAGAUCCCUUUUGACGCUAGAAAAUCUUCAUAUUCUAGAGAAUUAUCUUUGGCCAGGUUAUUCAGAAGAUGCUUCCAACUUUCAUAUACUUCUCAUAGUUCUCAUUGUCAAUGUAAGGACCAGAGAACAUCUGCCAACUUGGGAUAUCUUUGCGGACAAUACACCUGAUUUCUCAACCCUCUUCCGCCGAAUCUUGUCUAUGACAUUGGAUACUACCCUCUCUGCAACGAUUCGAACGCACCUGUUGUCAUUCAUAAUAAGCGCAUUCCAGUCACUAGACAAUGGCAUAGUUCGGAAAGAAUGCGCACCUUUGGUCUCAAUAUCCAUUUGGCACAACAUUUCAAGCGAGAAAAAACGAGAAAAGAUACUCGACCAUACUGUACAACUGAAGAAAGCUUGGAGGGCUGCCGGAAAACGAUAUGAAGCAUCUGAUGAACCUACGAAAGCUAGACUCAGGUUUGAGCGAUCUUGGCUCUUGACUCUAAUUCUAGAUUUUUUCAAUCAGCUCUACGGAGACAAAAUAAAGACAGAAAAUGUACAGUAUUGUGAAAGGUUUAUAGAGUUUUUAUCGGAUCUUCAGAGCCAAUUGCCAACCAGGAGAUACGUCAACACACUUCUACAAGAUCUUCACGUUCUUCCAACUAUCAGACUAUCCCCAGCAUUCAAUGAAGAGGAGAAUGGGCUUCUACGAGAUCUAUAUGCGCUUUUGAAGCAUUAUACAUAUUUUGCAAUUAAUGAUCAUACAGGCGUUCAACAUAGCCGCACGGAAGCAUAUGAACGCCAUUGUGCAACACUGGCGUCCUUGCAACGGAAUGCACUCAAGCAUUUCAAGGAAAAGCUGACCAUUCUUGCCUUGUCCAACUAUUCGUCUAUUGAUAAGCGGGUGGAGCUUGAGGGUCAUUUAGAAUCCCUCACAGAUGCCGAGAUGACAGAGCUUUGCGAGCUUCUUGAUCUACGGACGUCUUAUCCGUCAUCUGCCAAGGUGGUAGUAGACCGUAAAUUUCUCUUGGAAAUUCUUUUAUCAACACAUGAAAAGCGCAAGACAUUUCAGGAAACUGCACGUGACUUGAGCAUUCUCCCAACAGAAAGUACUCUUUUUGAAAGAACCCUGCUCAGGAAUGAUGGGUUCGAUGGAUCACAGCCCCUCGCUAUCCCAAAGCUAAACCUGCAAUAUCUAACUGUUGGGGAUUUUCUGUGGCGCUCAUUUAUCUUGCAUCGAUGCGAGUCGUUCUAUGAAAUUAGACGAGAUGUAGAGGACACAAUAAAGCGUCUCCGACCCGUCGCCGGUAGGACAGGCCAGACAAGCUUUGAAGGAUUUUCCAGGAUGGCACUUCCAAUAGCGAAACCUUCUAUUCUUGAAGUAGUACCUCCUCUCGUAGGAGAUGAUAAACCAGCUCUCGUCCGGGCCGAAGUCACGAUUGAUGUAAGCCGCAUGGUUGAAAAUGUUCGCCGCGAAUGGGAUUCGCUGCGGCCUGAUGACGUGAUCUUCUUGCUCUCUGUGAAAGCCACGGACGAGUCUGCUAUGAUCGCGAACGGCGGAGCAUCAACUUCAGACGCGCAGAACCUCGGUCUGAAAUACCUUCGAGCAGCUGAGGUGAUUCAAGUACAAGAUGAUAGGGGACGCUCAUUGAUGAAUUAUAAUGGUCAAGUCAAUGGAAAUGCUCGCGCUGGCUCACGGAGACUGCAAUUAAAGCUUGAUGCAGCCAUGUAUAAAGAGGACAAGGAUCGCGUCGACAAAGGCAAGCCUGACAUUUACGAAACCAUGAACAUCAUUGUUCGUAGAAAAGGACGUGAAAAUAACUUCAAACCAAUUCUUGAAUCAAUCAGAAGUUUAACACUCUCUGAUGUCCCGCUAGCCCCCUGGCUCCACGAGGUCUUUUUAGGCUAUGGUGAUCCUGCAGGAGCCAACUAUACUAGACUAUCAAAUCAACUCAAAAAAGUCGAUUACAGAGACACAUUCCUUGACUGGCAACAUCUAAUCGAAAGCUUGCCCGGUAGGACGGUCGAACCAAAUGAUGACGUCACGGGUAGUUUUGGGCCACCUUACGUAUUGCAAACCGUGCCAAAAGCUGCUGAGCCGCCGGCAAGGCCAACGAAAAAGAGGCGCAGAGAAGCAGAGCCUGCACCAAAAGAUGAGCCGCAAGCCAUCCAAGUUUCUUCCUAUAAACCCCCAAGUACAGGACCAUAUCCCAUGGACGCCCCUAAGUUGAACCAAGUCCGUUUCACACCUGCUCAAAUUGAAGCAAUCAUCUCCGGUACCCAACCCGGGCUUACUGUUAUUGUUGGUCCUCCGGGAACUGGAAAGACCGAUGUUGCAACUCAAAUCAUCAACAAUUUAUAUCACAACUUCCCUAAUCAGCGUACUCUACUCAUUGCACAUAGUAAUCAAGCUCUUAAUCAAUUGUUCCAAAAGAUCGUCGCUCUUGAUAUUGACGAACGCCACCUUUUGCGACUGGGACAUGGUGAAGAGGAAUUAGACACUGAAACGAAUUUCAGUAAACAUGGACGUGUCGAGUCUUUCCUUGAAAAUCGAGAUGGAUAUCUUAGAGAGGUCGAUCGCCUUGCUGCCAAUUUCGGUGCUCCAGGUGCCCAUGGAAGCUCAGCGGAAACUGCCGGAUACUUCAACUCGGUUUACGUUGAGCCAGCAUGGAUAAGAUUCCAGGAAGUUAUGAAAGACCCGAAUUCAACAUCAGAGUCAAUUGUCUCUGCUUUUCCGUUUCAUUACUACUUUUCGAAUGCUCCUCAGCCUCUUUUCCCUCCUGGUGCCGACAAAGAUGCCGUCAUUGAUGUAGCUACAGGCUGUUACAACCACGUCACUAAAAUUUUCGCUGAACUUGAAGACGUCCGACCAUUUGAGAUCUUACGACGAGAUCGAGACAAGGCAAACUAUCUUCUCACCAAUGAGGCUCGCAUCAUUGCGAUGACAUCAACGCAUGCAGCUAUGAGAAGACGGGAGAUAUCUUCACUUGGCUUCCAUUAUGAUAAUGUCGUUAUGGAGGAGGCGGCUCAGAUCACUGAAAUCGAAAACUUUAUACCCAUGGCGUUACAGAAGCCAGCAAAUGGCGGGACUCCCCUCCAGCGUGUAGUUUUGUGCGGUGACCACUUCCAGAACUCUCCUGUCGUUCAGAAUCUUGCGUUCCGUCACUACGCAAAUCUCGAACAGUCGCUCUUCUCUCGCCUGGUUCGCUUAGGUGUCCCAACUAUCAAUCUCGAUCAACAGGGUCGUGCUCGUCCAUCGAUCGCAUCCCUAUAUUCCUGGCGUUACCAAAAUCUUGGCAAUUUGCCAAUUGUAUCAACUGCACCCGAAUAUCAAACCGCAAAUGCUGGUUUCAAGUACGAUUACCAAUUCAUCCAAGUUUCUGAUUACAAAGGAAAGGGUGAAAUGGAGCCAACUCCUCAUUUCAUCCAGAAUCUAGGAGAAGCAGAAUACGCAGUCGCCAUCUAUCAAUAUAUGCGCUUACUCGGAUAUCCAGCUUCGAAGAUCAGUAUACUAUCCACAUAUGCUGGUCAGCGCGCACUAAUCAAAGACGUUCUAUCCCAUCGAUGUGCUAAGAAUCCUCUAUUUGGUCUCCCAAAAAUCGUCACAACUGUCGAUAAAUAUCAAGGAGAGCAAAAUGACUAUGUUAUUCUCUCCCUCACUCGUACAUCACGUGUCGGCUAUCUUCGCGACAUUAGACGUCUUACGGUGGCAUUGUCUCGCGCUCGUCUUGGUCUUUACAUUCUGGGACGACGAGAUGUCUUUGAAUCGUGUUUCGAGCUGAAGCAGGCCUUCGAUAUUUUACUAUCGAGACCAGAUAAGUUGACGUUGAGCACUGGGGAGAUGUGGCCAAGUCAGAGGAUCCUGGCGAACGAAGAGGGCCUAGAGUCCGUGCAAGGUGAAGCUGUUAUGGAAGGGGUGGAGCAUUUGGGUCAAUAUGUUUUUGAGAUGACUAAUUCCAAGGUAAGACAGUUGAGAGAAGAAAGAGGGUUACCGGAAGGCGGAGCAGAGGUUUUAGCGAUUGAGGAGGGAAAGGUGGUUGGAGAUGAUAUUGAGACUGGAGAGGUGUAUGAGGGCGUAGGGGAAGAUGACGAUAUUAUUGAGCCCGAAGAAGAAUUUUAUGGCGUCGAUUGA
Botrytis byssoidea is the source of this 4326-nucleotide messenger RNA. RefSeq lists its product as uncharacterized. The coding region runs from base 1 to 4326 and encodes 1441 amino acids. Gene Ontology annotation, cellular component: catalytic step 2 spliceosome. Gene Ontology annotation, molecular function: helicase activity; mRNA binding. The transcript has 6 exons. NCBI's taxonomy places the organism in Eukaryota, Fungi, Ascomycota, Leotiomycetes, Helotiales, Sclerotiniaceae. Gene Ontology annotation, biological process: mRNA splicing, via spliceosome. The record is from RefSeq and is a predicted model, not a curated record.